UAUGGCUCGAGACAUUAUGCGCUAUAUUUUUUUCGAUGUUGUAUUAUGGCGAAUAUAGGUACUCAUAUAGAUUUUUCGUAACGUUAAACUCAAUAUGGAAAAAAAUUCCCUGAUACGCAUGGGACAGAUGCUGCUCCAAAGCUUUCUUCUUUGCUUUCGGCAUGUUUCUCACGGACCUCUUUUAUCAAUCUUUUGCGCCGCGAAAUCACUAAAACCAGAAGCAGUGGUCGUCGGGUGGCAAUGAUGGAUUAACCUAGUUUUGAUUUUUGUAUGAUUUGACACUGCAAUCGGGAUGAUGCUGUUUUUGCACGCCCUUUUUUUGUGUUAAUGUUGUUGACCUCGAAGAAAUCAGAUAGAAGCUCCCCUUGAACCGGAGGAUAAUACUGCAGAAUAAUCCAGUGAACGAGUUUCACGAUGCAAGUCUCCCAGAGAAAUCCGGCAGCCCCGUCUACGCUAAGACGGAACGUUCUAGGAAGAUGCUUGUUUCCUCGCUUAAGAAACAUGCUCCUCUUGUACUCGAGCUGCUUCGCUGCAAGAGCGGUUGAUCAACGCGGGAAAAGGAACACUUUGCAGCAGGAACCGCACGUCCCGCCGGCGAAGCCCCACUUUCUAGGCGAUUUAAGUGCGACAGAACCGGGUAUCAUUUUGGCAGCAAGUCGGACACAGUCUCUCAACCAAAGUGACGGCAUCUUGAGUUUUUUGAAUGCAGCCGAUGCUGCUGUAUUUCUUCAGAGCAGCAGGUCGCACUCCCAGAAAGAUCCUUCUGGCGCUGGUGCGAAACUAGCGACUGCGGUGCGCGAACAGCACGACAAGGAUACUGCGCUCGCAAGACGCACCGAAAACUGCGAGGAGCUAUUUCUCGAAGUUCUGCGCGAAAAGGUUGGUGACAAAAGACCGGCAGAUUACUGGAAUGCGGAAAUAGAUGGUGGAUGCGAUUACGUGAAAUAUUUUCAGAGCCAAGUGCAAAGAAAGCCUGUACAGACUGGGGACCAGCAGCAGCUGCCGCCAUCCAAAAUGGAAUGGAGCGUACUUCAUAUACGUUUUUGAAUCUAUGACUUCGCAUACGCUAGUACCCGUUCUUCUUCCAGACAUCUUGAUCAGUAGACGUAGAAACAAGAAUGGCUUUGCGAGUGACUCUGUUUCAUCAAUGGGCAAUGCUAAUUCUUGCGGUCUGUUUUAUCAAAGUCUGUCUCUGUCAUUCUUUUCUACAGGUCCUCUUUCUGAUGGCGAUGGCAGUAAAAACAUGCGACCCUCCGUCAGAAGUUGCGGAGAGCAUGCUGCCGAAUUAUCAUCCAUGGGGAUACGCUGAUAUAUACCGCCCGGAAACUUUGCGUCGCGGGUGUCAGGAGAGCGAUCGGGCAUUCUUUCGUGAGGUUCUGAACUUUUUCCACGAGGAUGCGCCCGCUAAGGGUGCAUGCAGGUAUCGGAAAAGUUCGUCGUGCAAACAAGUCACGAGCAGGCGACUGGUGGUGUGGAACCCACCCGGUACUGUUUUGACAAAGGGGCGGAUAUCUGGAUGGGGUCGACUGCAGCCAAAAAGCAUCGCGACGAGCAGACAUUACGAAAAAUUUGACGGUAGAUGCCGUCUAGCGAUGGCAACGGAGUUGUUGUUUCAGAAGCAUAGCAAAAUCUACGGGAGCCGCGCACAAUAUCACGCCAAGCACGGUACCAAAUUUUUGUGAACUUGAUGCUGCGGUAAGUGUAGCUCAAUUUUUCUUGGAGACGUACAGAGUUUUUGUCCUCGACGAGGCGGAUGAUGUUUGAUGAUUUUGAAAAACGCUAACUUGGGCUCGUACUCCACCUUUCAUCAGGUUACUGUCUGAACCACGAGUACAUAUUCGACGCGCUGCCAGGCGAUAUCGAGUCGUAUUAUAACUUUGAAGAUCCGAUUGACAGAAAUUGGCAUCCGCUAUUUCGUCGAAUCUACCACAAGGUAAUCACAGUACCUCCUCGGCUGCUUAGUCAGAUGUAUCCCAUGAAUGGUGCGGUUUGUGUGUCUGCGACUGCGUGAUCUCCAUCUUGCAUACACAAAUAUAGGGAGCCGCGCGGGGAGAGCGUACUACAACCGGUCCCUAUAAUUGAUUUGUCUUGCAGAAUGCCAAGAACAAGAGCGCCGCGCAUAUCCUUUGGCAACCAUUUUAGUUUCAAGCAAUCGAUAGCAUUGCGUACUGAUUAGAGCGAUGGCGUGCAGUUUGGCCUUGAGAAAACACACCUGGAAAUGCAUUACGAAGCUGAUGCUGUUACCGAGUGAAGUAUUGUGUUUUCAUGUUGAUACACCGUUUCGGAAAUUUGCCGACAAAUGGCGCCGACAAUCUGACGGCACCUCGCCGCUUUGGUCCUACAACCAGUUUCAAUAUGAGUGGAGGCGCGCACAUGGAGAGCGUGACGGCAGUGCCGGAUUCCCUGAAAUGCCGUCUCCUGCGUGGUUAGCGAAAAAAUUUCUGAUCGCGAAUGCAGCACGACCUACCCAAAAGCGGAACAGCCUCACGUCGUGAAGUGCAGCGAAAGCUCGAUCAUAGAAUCGACAUGAUUGUUGGCGCACGUUUUCUGUGCGGCGCGCAUAUGCGGGUCCAUUUUGCAAGAAGCGCUAGCACUUCUACAUGCUCUUGUAGCUGCAGCCACGUUCCUGUUUCAACUUCGGACGAAACGACGCCGGUCUCUUUUCGGCAGAAUUGCUGGGGGAUAUGAUAUGACCAUACCUUCUUGGAUUGGAUGAGAGGUGGAUGCGCUUCCGAGCGAAUGCUCUGCUGUCUGCCCGUUGAAGCUAGCAGCGACCCUUGAUUAUUGUAUACAAGAUACUCCGCAAGAUGUACUAUUUUUACGAUGUUUUUUUUCCAAAGGCGCAUAGCAGUACUCGUUUUGAUUGAAUGAUACAUGAUGUUUGAUAUUGUUGUAAGAUGACUGAAGCCAUUUCCGUGGCGUCCGCGUCGACGGAAAGGGGAAAGAAAAAACUGUGUUAGUGUAGGUGAAGCCAUUUCCGUGGCGUCCGCGUCGACGGCGUCGUAACUCUAGACCGCACUCUUGACACAGCGAUCAGACACGUGCUAUUUCGAAUUUCACUGUAAUAAAUAUGUAGAAUUUGUUUUUAACAAGAUUUGAAUUACUUCAUGUUGAUGGACAAGACAAAAGGCGAGGGUGCCACAUAGAUACGCACCGUCUCGAAGAUGAGACACUACUUGUAAAAUCCGAAUCCCUUUUGUAAGUCCUUACCUCGAAGCCCAGAAUCCAAAUUGCGGCAGGGGCCGCUACUUCGAAGUAGUACAGUACGUAGCAUUUUUGUCCCGUUUGAAAUGCAAUGGAAAGUUGCAGCACAGCUACCGGGAACUUUCGCGAAUACUUUCAACAUCGGUAACUGCAUGUAGUACAAAUGAAAGCUAACAGGUUC
Amoebophrya sp. A120 is the source of this 3385-nucleotide messenger RNA. The record is from the annotation of a GenBank genome assembly. NCBI's taxonomy places the organism in Eukaryota, Dinophyceae, Syndiniales, Amoebophryaceae.